UAGGUGUGAUGUAUUUGCGCGGAAUCGGUACAGAAAAAAACUUGGAACUUGCCUACAAGUAUCUGACACAUGCAGCUGACUCCAAUACCUUUGCUAAGGGUCAUUUAACUGCUUAUUACUUCCGAAGAAAAUUGUUCCAUAAAGCUGCAACCAUCGGAAAUGAAUUGGAUGCUGAGAAAGAUAUUGAAAGUUUGGCAAAGCAAGAGAAUUGUACAAUAAAGGAUAUAAAGAAAGGAAUAGCCAUGGGAUGUUAUUACUUAGCACUUUGCUUGGAGCACUCAGAAAAUAUAGGAGACAUUGAAUAUGCAAAAGAGUUAAUUACAAAAGCUAUAAAAUUAUCACCAGAGGUUGCCUACGAUAUCCAUGCAAAAGCUAUUUUAGGAAUCGCUUAG
Parasteatoda tepidariorum (common house spider) is the source of this 392-nucleotide messenger RNA. Its product is annotated as LRP2-binding protein-like. Gene Ontology annotation, molecular function: protein binding. The record is from RefSeq and is a predicted model, not a curated record. Lineage: Eukaryota; Metazoa; Arthropoda; Arachnida; Araneae; Theridiidae.